AGCAGCACAGAAGUAGACACUCUGCAUUACCUACAGGUCACAAGUAUGGGAGAAUCCUUGGAAAACAGCACCGAUGACUUUAUCAUAUCCUUCAAUAGAGAGUGCCCCAAAGAAUUGGGGGAACUCAUCGAAAAUUCCAGUGGAGAUGUCCGAAGAUUUGAUGACACCGGAUUUACAUUGUCUCUUCAGAAUGGACUUGAAAACCUAAGGCUGGAAAAUUCAUUGACAGAUGUAAUGUUGUGUGUUGGCAAUAGCGUAUUCUCAUGCCAUCGGGUUGUACUUGCUGCCGCCAGCAAUUAUUUUAGAGCCAUGUUCUGCAAUGAUCUUAAAGAAAAGUAUGAGGAGAAGAUUAUAAUCCAAGGAGUGGAAGCAGAAACCAUGAGGAUUAUUUUGGAUUAUACUUACACUAGUAAAGUUGUGAUCACAAAGCAAAAUGUACAGAAACUAUUAGAGGCUGCCAGUCUUUUUCAGUUCCUUCGAAUGGUGGAUGCCUGUUCCAGUUUCCUUACAGAAGCUCUUCACCCUGAAAACUGUGUUGGAAUUUUAAGACUUGCAGAUACCCAUUGUUUAGACUUGUUGAAGUUGCAAGUCCAGAACUACAUCAUCCAAAACUUUUCUCAGGUUGUAAACCAUGAAGAGUUCCUCGAGUUGACAUCUGAUGUUCUAUACCACAUUCUAAAGAGUGAUGAGCUGUAUGUCACGGAGGAAGCACAAGUCUUUGAGACUGUAAUAAAAUGGGUGCAGUAUAAACAAUCAGAGAGGAUUUCUCUUCUGCCAAAAAUGUUAGAAUGUGUCCGGCUGCCCUUAUUAGACCCCUGGUAUCUUGUUGGUACAGUAGAAACCAAUGAACUGAUCAGACAGUGCCCUGAAGUCUUCAAUUUAAUGCAAGAAGCACGCAUGUAUUAUCUGACAGGCAAUGAGAUCAUUUCAGAGAGAACGAAACCGCGGAUUCAUGAAUUUCAAUCUGAAGUGUUUAUGAUCAUCGGAGGUUGCACCAAAGAUGAGAAGUUUGUUACUGAGGUCACUUGUCUUGAUCCUUUAAGGAGAAGCCGCCUAGAAGUGGCCAAGCUGCCAAUGUGUGAGCCGGAUGGUGAAAAUGAACUUAAGAAAUGGGUGGAGUUUGCAUGUAUAACCUUCAAAAACGAGGUCUACAUAUCAGGUGGUAAAGAAACUCAGCAUGAAGUGUGGAAAUAUAACUCCUCCAUUAAUAAGUGGAUACAGAUUGAAUAUUUAAAUGUGGGCAGGUGGAGGCACAAGAUGGCUUCGCUGUGCGGCAAGGUGUACGCACUUGGUGGUUUUGAUGGCAACCAGAGGAUGUACAGUGUGGAAUCUUAUGACUCCUUCCACAAUUGCUGGACAGAGGUGGCUCCAUUAAUACUCAGUGUGAGUUCAUUUGCAACAGCAAGUCACAAAAACAAGCUUUAUGUUAUCGGAGGUGGACCCAAUGGGAAACUGGCCACUGAUAAAACCCAGUGCUAUGACCCAUCUACCAACAAGUGGAGUUUAAAGUCACCAAUGCCAGUCGAGGCAAAAUGCAUCAAUGCAGUAAGCUUCCAUGAUCACAUCUAUGUUGUUGGUGGAGCAAUGAAGGCUUUGUAUUCAUACAGCCCUCUCAUUGACUCUUGGAGUUUGGUAACAAAGUUUAGCCAUGAACGAGCAAGCUGUGGAAUAGCUGCAUGUUGUAAUAAGAUAUUCAUCACGGGCGGGCGAGAUGAGAGGAACGAGGUGAUAGCUACUGUUCUGUGCUGGGACAUCGAGACAGGAAAACUGACCGAGGAAUGUGUCCUCCCUCGUGGUGUUUCCCAUCAUAGCAGCGUCACCAUCAGAAAAUCAUAUUCUCACAUCCGUAGGAUAGUCGCCGGAGCUGUUUCUGUCUAAUCUCCAAGGGGCCGUUUCCCUACUAUUGUCUAAUAUGUAAUUUAUUUCUUAAUUUUUUGCAAUUAUUUGUACAAAUAUUUUGGACAUUUUCAUGGAUACCUUUUCUUGGGAAUUUAAAGCCAUAGCUACAAUAAUGGGCCUUAUGACUAUAUGUAUAUAUCUCUUUUGUAUAUAUUUGUGUAAAGUAAUGUUUUUAGUAAAGAAAUUUUUAUAGGGGUAGGACAUUCACAAACACAGGAAAAUGUCCCGCUGUAAUACAUGCCAAGUUGACGUUUUACUUGUGAGAUUAAAAUGAGUAUAAAUUGUG
Molecule: messenger RNA, 2185 nt
Organism: Hyla sarda
Lineage: Eukaryota; Metazoa; Chordata; Amphibia; Anura; Hylidae
Gene: KLHL6
Product: kelch like family member 6
Exons: 7
Coding region: 46-1878 (610 amino acids)
Biological process (GO): B cell receptor signaling pathway; germinal center formation
Molecular function (GO): protein binding
Source: RefSeq, a predicted model, not a curated record